AUGUCACUAAACACUCUCCUCUCAUCCGCCUACUCCCCAACCACCGCCUCAGAAGUCCACUCUUCUAUAGCUUACAAACCCCUACGCCUCCACCCAACCACCAUUCCCCCCCCUCCUCCCGCACCACCAUCAAAGCCCCUAACAGCAGCCCAGAAGCGUGCUCAAAAAAUUCAUCAAAUCCCCAAAUCCGUCCCGCCCUCCACGCUCCACGCUCUCCACGCCCUCUGGAGCAACUAUGCCGCCGAUCUCCUCCGUCCCACCUCCUCCUUAGCGGUGGCGGCGCAGCUCAUGGCUAGCGCGGAAUUCGUCGGCGCGAGGAUGGAGGUUGUCCGGAGCGCGUGCCCUAGCCUUGUGGGUAUUGUGGGGGUUUGCGUGGUGGAGAGGAGGGGGGUCGUGUACAUUGCUUGCGAAGAGACGGGGCGGGUUAGGGGGGUUGGGAAGGGGGUGUGCGUCUUGCGCGUCGAGGUCGGGGGAGGGAAGGAGGGGGAGGGGAGGAAGGUGUUUGAGGUGCAUGGGAGGAGGUUUUUGGUGAGGGCUGGGGAGAGGGGGGGGAAGAAGUUUAAGGGGAGGGGAAUGUUGGAGCUAUAG
This is a messenger RNA of Tuber aestivum (summer truffle), 588 nucleotides long. Lineage: Eukaryota; Fungi; Ascomycota; Pezizomycetes; Pezizales; Tuberaceae. The record is from the annotation of a GenBank genome assembly.